Messenger RNA from Colletotrichum karsti, 1647 nucleotides. RefSeq names its product GMC oxidoreductase. Gene Ontology annotation, molecular function: flavin adenine dinucleotide binding; oxidoreductase activity, acting on CH-OH group of donors. The transcript is spliced from 2 exons. The record is from RefSeq and is a predicted model, not a curated record. Lineage: Eukaryota; Fungi; Ascomycota; Sordariomycetes; Glomerellales; Glomerellaceae. The coding region runs from base 1 to 1647 and encodes 548 amino acids.
AUGAAGUUCAUCACCGUCAGCUCCGCGCUCCUCGCGCUCGGCGAGACCGCCGCCGCUCGCAUGUACGCCCGCGACAACACCACCACCACCCGCAACGCCACCUACGACUACAUCGUCGCGGGAGGCGGCACCGCGGGCAUCGUGGCAGCCGAGCGUCUCGCCAACUCCGGGCGCAGCGUCCUCCUGCUCGAGCGUGGUGGCCGCUCCUUCUACAUGACCGGCAACAACAAGACGAUGCCCUGGAACAACACCGUCACCAUGUACGACGUCCCGGGCAUGUCGGACUACACCGGCAUUGACCCCGACCUCCAAUACUGCAAGGAUCUGGCUAUUGCUGCCGGAUGUCUGCUUGGUGGCUCCACGAUGCUCAACGCGCUCAUGUACGUCCCGCCUCGCGCGGCGGACUUCGCGUCCUGGCCUGAGGAGUGGCACUGGGAGAACGGCGUUGCCGAUGCGGCUGCCGAGUUCUACAAGCGUCUUCCGGGUACUACCCUGGCUUCGGAAGACGGCAAGAGAUACGACGAUGGUGCUUUCGAGAUCAUGUCGCGCUUCUUGGAUGCCAACGGCUGGAGCGAGCAGGAUGCCCUGAAGAACCCCGAGGCGAAGGAGUUGAUGUACUCUCACCCUCCUUGGUCGAUCGCCCACGGCCUGCGCGACAGCCCCGUCCGCGCCAUCCUCCCUGACGCCGAGGCCCUCCCUAACUUCACCCUCGAGCUCAACACCAAGGUCCUCCGCGCCAUCCGCGACGGUGGUCUCGUAACUGGCAUCGAGGUCGAGCACGACAGCGGUGCUCGCGAGAUUAUUCAGCUGGCCAAGGGUGGAUCCCUCGUCCUGGCCGCCGGCUCCCACUCGACCCCCCGUGUUCUCUUCAACUCCGGCAUCGGCCCGGCCUCCCAGAUCGAGAUCGUUGCGUCCGGCAACACCAACAUCAAGCUCCCUCCCAAGGAGCAGUGGAUCGAGCUGCCCGUCGGCGAGAACCUCAAGGACCACGCCAUCGCGACCGUCACCUUCACCACCAAGGAUGAGUUCAUUGCGCUCCCCAGCACCGCUUGGACCAGCCCCGACCAAACCAACAUCGAUCUCUUCGCCCACGGAAGCGGUCUCAUGGCUCAGUCGGGCCAGCGUCUGAACUUCUGGACGUCCGUCAACACCACUGAUGGAGCCACCCGCCACAUACAGGGUACUGUCCGUGGAGACGCCAACAACACCAUCGGCGUCAAGGUCUACCUCACCCACGGCACCACGUCCGUCGGCACCGUCGGAAUCACCGCUGACGGAGCUACCAACAUGACCACGAAGCCCCUUCUCCACACUGAGGGCGAUGUCGAGGCUUUGACCAAGAUGGUCGACACUCUUCUGCAGUACGCUCGCCAGCCCAACAGCAUCUUGACUGUCCCCGAGAACGCUACUGCCGAGGCCCUUGUCGCCGCCGCGGGUAGCGGUAGCCACUACCUGGGUACCACGCAGAUGGGAGCCGAGAACAACGGCAAGAGCGUCGUCGACCCCGAUACCAAGGUCUGGGGCACCGAGAACUUAUUCGUUGUGGACGGAAGCAUGCACCCUGAGGUUCCUACCGGUAACACGCAGGCCCCUAUUAUGGUUGCUGCUGCUUACGCUGCCAAGAGAAUAUUGGGUCUUCGCGCAUAG